UUGAUUGAUUCAUUGUGUGUUUUACACGUGAUGGGACGCGCCUAUUCUGCUGAACGCAGCAAAGCAUUAUCCAUCAUGUCUUAGGAGCGGAGGAACAACCUGAAGAACCCACGGGAUUUAUCGCUAUUGGGUUCUCUCAUUCAAGCUUACAUCAAUAUGCGUUGUAAUAAAUCGGGCCAUUCGGAACUACAUCUAAACGAUAAAUUUUCAACUGAUAAAGAGCCUGAUCUUCUCUUUUCUGAUGAAAAUACAUCAGCAAUUCAACGUAAAUCCAAAUAUCCGAAAGGGGAAAUCUCUUCGAAAACCACACGGAAAGAUCUGUGCGAAGAUACCUGCCUUGAUACCAUUUUAUUCAAGGAACCCUCACUAGUUAAUUCCGGUGAUUGUGGAGCUUUAUGUCUUCAAUACAACCAUAUGUUUUGUUGGCUAGAUAAUCGGCUUUCUGGCUGGGCAGUCCACAAUCGAUUGUGCCAGUUGAACGAUGCAAUAGCCACUUAUCUGUCGACUCAGGGUGGCUACAGUCCAUUUCACCAGGGCGCCGAUGCUGCUGGACGGAAGGUAGCUCAUUUUGGUCAAAUAUUUCGCCUUUUACGUGAGACGCCAACUGAAUUAGAGGACAAAAUUGUUGGUAGGCGUUAUUCGCCCGCAACACGUGAGAUUCGAUCACUGCGUCCCCGUCAGAUCAACUGUCUGGCGCUUCAAGAGUGUUAUACAGGCGAAAAUAGGAGAACUGAUACCAUUGCUUUUGUGUCCUUGGUUGAAUAUCUGGUGAGGAACGCUCCACGUGUCACUCUCAUACCCGACUCCAUGCGCUGUCGAUUCCCAAGGGCUGUCCCAUCAUUAUGCGCGGUUAGUGUCAAACUAGGGGAACAAGGUGCUGACCUUAUGUUGCUUAAACCGACCUGUCGAGACAAGAUUUCGACUAUUAAAGUAAUCGCAUAUUCACUCAAGCACGCUUCAACCGCCGUGUUGUUUGCAGGUCAGGGCGCGUGCAUUCUUAUGGAAUGUGGCUCAUGGAUUGUGCAGACUUAUGGUUUUUAUCUCACAAAACUGUCGGAAUCGAUCUGUCUCAAGUCUAGUCGAGAGCACUUUCCUUCCACGCUGGUCCCUAACGCUUUGACCUGUCCGGACGCUUUUUCGAAUCAGAUUUGCCACCCGAUGACUAAUGUCGCCAUCCAACGGCUGAUGAAUGGUUGGAGAAUACAACCCUGUGAUGGGUAUCUAGAACAUAUGGACAAUUCCGAAACAGUGUGGUUAUUUGGAAAUGGGCGAAGUAGAUGGACCUACAGUGCUUAUGUAUCCUACUUCUCAAGGUGGAUAGAAUCAGAUAGUUUUGUGCCUAGUCAAAAUUGCUUUGGCUCUAUGGCCCUCCCAACUGCUGUUACGAGCCGAGUUCGUCAUCCAGUGAUUAAUAUCGCUCUUCAGUGGCAUACAUAUUGUUUGGGAGUGGCAUUCUGUAACUGUUACCUACAAACAAGCGACAAGUUUGAAGCAUACGUUUCGGAAAAUCCGAUUCUCGGAACGUCCGUGCCCUGCGUUAAUCGAGUACCAUUUUGUCUGACAGGCAUGGUGAAAACAGAUUUUAUGGAGUUGCAUCAGUUCACCCUGCUGCACAUCAUAGACCCGGUCGCUCAGUGGUUGAAAUACCUCACCACAGAAAUGCAGGCCGAUUACCGCAAUUUCCUCCAAGAAUCACCCCUCUAUCAGACUUACGUUCCUGAUAUCGUAAUUACUUCACCUAACUCAUGUUAUUUUUAUGGCAGCUGUAGUCCCUCAACAAUACUGAGUCUGGUAAUUUCAUUCGGGAUGCAGUUGACGUCACAAAUGUGCUGUGCGGCGCUUGUCGGGCAUAGUACAACACUCCAUCGAGCAAUUACCAGUUCGGCGAAAUUGACGCAUGUUUCAUCCAACUUUUGUCUAUGGUUGAGUGGAUUCGAUAGGCUAUCUGGGCAUAAAAUAUGGGUUAUACAGCUGCAGCUACUUGAUCAGAAACCGCUUGAUCUCGCUUACGCUUGUGCAGUGGGACAGCAGGGAACUCGCACUUGCGGUUUACGCUCCCCGUUCCUCCACUGGCCAUCUAGAACCUCUCUUCGCACCAUGGAAUCGAUAACGCUUCGCAGGCGUUUGUCAUCAUCAAGUGAGGACUUCGUUUGUACUUCACAAUCUCCGCUCCUUCAAACGGCUAGUUCCGCUUCGCAAGCUUCUUCGGCCAUUGCAAUAUCAAGAUCAUUUUGGACCGGUUGGUUUCAGACUUGUGCGUCCAGUACAUUGACCGGUGUGGCUUUGAGGCUCGGUUCAGUUGGUUACGACCCAGCGGAUAUUUUACCGCUUUCUGGUGUUGGCCUUGCUCUGGCUGUCUGUGCACUGAUUUGCCUUGCAAAAACUCGAUAACCAAAGCUCUGUUAGAAACCUUCAUGCAUGCACGCACUCACGAACGUGCGCUUUCAAUGCCACUUAUGGUUCAUUCUUAUUGGGUUCCUUUCAAUGGUCAUUUAUGGCGCUUUUUCUGCCAUUUCGUUGUUUUGAUGCAUUCAUUUGAAACCUCUACAUUUUCGUACCCUGUAUGUGCCUAUUAGGUCUUAUAGUGAAUCUAUCCAGAAGACUCGAUUUCCCAUUCCCG
Molecule: messenger RNA, 2620 nt
Organism: Dicrocoelium dendriticum
Lineage: Eukaryota; Metazoa; Platyhelminthes; Trematoda; Plagiorchiida; Dicrocoeliidae
Source: the annotation of a GenBank genome assembly